ACAUUAUUGAGCAUUAAGUGAUAUAUAUGUGAAUCAAGUCGAACAUAACGCAAGCCAAGAUGAUCUGCAAGCACUUCUUAAGUAUUAUAUUUUUCUUAACACUAACAAGUGCUGAUAUUGAAGACGAUCUGGAUUACUAUGAACAACUAAUAAAGGAAAACAUUGAAGAAUCCAGGUCUCAUCAAACGCCAACGUCAUUUCAAGAAUUCCAAUUGACGGACAAAAAUGCAGUUCCAACCAGGUUUGGAAGGUAUGACUUUAUAAUAGUUGGAGGAGGUACUGCGGGAAGUUUGUUAGCAAGACGAUUAUCAGAAGUUAAGUUGUGGAAUGUCUUGGUAAUCGAGGGGGGUGCACAUGGGGAUAAAUUUACAGAGAUACCUGCCAUGAGUAAUUAUACGUUGACUUCAGACUACAACUGGGGCUUCACCACGACGCCACAAAAAACAUCGUGUCUAGUUCCAGGAAUUCCUGAUCAACGGAUGCGAGUGCCACGAGGAAAGGCUCUUGGAGGAACGACAGUUAUAAACGGUAACGCGUUCUCACGCGGGUUUCCUUCAGACUACGACAGAUGGGGUGCUAAAGGCCUACCCAGUUGGACGUAUGAAAAUGUCCUCCCAUAUUUUAAAAAGUUUGAAAACGCCUCCUCUUUAAGAGGAAUAGAUACUGAGUACCACGGAUUUGAUGGACCGCUGGUUGUAGAAAACACCAGAAAUACUAGCGAACUAUCUGAGAUAUUCAUCAGAUCCAUUAAGUCAUUCGGAUAUAAUCUUGUUGAUUAUAAUGGCAGAGAUCCCAUUGGUGUUGGAUAUAUGCAAACAAGUACUCGAAACGGUAGACGAAAUAGUGGAGACAGUGCAUUUCUAAGUCCAGUUGAAAGAAGAACUAAUCUAAAAUUACAAAUCAACAGUUUAGUGACAAAACUAUUGAUUAAAGGUAACACUGUAAGAGGAGUUGAAUUUAUAAGCGGAAAUAAAAAGUAUAGAGCCUAUGCUAGAAUUGAGGUGAUCCUGUCGGCUGGUUCCUUUCAGUCUCCGCAAAUUUUGAUGCUUUCCGGAAUAGGUCCGAAGAGUGAACUAUCCAAACACAAUAUAUCUGUCAAAUUAGAUCUUCCAGUGGGACUUAAUCUUCGAGAUCAACAUCAAACCACAAUUAUUGGUUGGACCAACAUUUCAGUACCUGUGACACCGAGAGAGGCCAUAGCACAAUAUCUACGAACAGUCGGCCCUCUGACUAUAACUCAGGGAAUGCAGCUCGCAACAUUUUGCAACACAAGCUACAGUCCAGUGGAGUUAGUAACCAUAGUAUACAACAGACUUGGGAUGAUAAAUGGUUCUCUUUCUUACGUUAUCACAAGGGCAACUGCAUUCGCUCAUUUGUUAAUGUUUCUUCAUCCCAAAUCCGUCGGAAGUGUUCAGCUGGCUUCCGAUGAUCCCUUACAGCAUCCUAUAAUAAACCCAAAUUAUCUCCAAUACGAAGAAGAAGUCGAAACCAUCGUUGAAGGUGCCCAAUUUUUAAUGAAGAUUUUGGAAAACGAAGAAUUUCGAAAGUAUAACCUUACGAUGACCAGAGACCCCAAUUGUAGAAAUUUUACUUUCAACAGUAAAGAUUAUUGGAGAUGCGUCGCUCGUUGUUCUGGAGAGCCAGGAAAUCAUCCCAGUGGAACGUGCAUAAUGGGCGUCAGUCCUAAAGAUUCGGUUGUCAACGAAAGGCUUUUGGUCCACGGGAUGAAAAACCUUAGAGUGGUCGAUGCCAGUGUAAUUCCUGUUAAUUUGAAUGGACACAUGUAUGCCACGGCUUAUAUGAUUGCCGAAAAAGCGGCAGAUUUCAUCAAACAAGAUUAUGGAAUAAUCGACUCCAAAACAUGAACUUUACCAUUUACAUCAUUGUCACUUACCUAUUCAGAAGUAUACAGUACACAGAUCGAGUGAUUUUUUUUGUCAUUAUCUUAAAAUACUGGGUAUAUAGAUCCUUAAUUAAGUGAAUUUUAUGAUAAUAAACGCACUCGUCCUUUUUUUAA
Messenger RNA from Agrilus planipennis (emerald ash borer), 2017 nucleotides. RefSeq names its product glucose dehydrogenase [FAD, quinone]-like. The coding region runs from base 60 to 1865 and encodes 601 amino acids. The transcript has 3 exons. The record is from RefSeq and is a predicted model, not a curated record. Gene Ontology annotation, molecular function: oxidoreductase activity, acting on CH-OH group of donors; flavin adenine dinucleotide binding. NCBI's taxonomy places the organism in Eukaryota, Metazoa, Arthropoda, Insecta, Coleoptera, Buprestidae.